This is a messenger RNA of Anastrepha obliqua, 862 nucleotides long. RefSeq names its product probable elongation factor 1-beta (gene eEF1beta). Gene Ontology annotation, biological process: translational elongation. Gene Ontology annotation, cellular component: eukaryotic translation elongation factor 1 complex; cytosol. The transcript is spliced from 2 exons. Gene Ontology annotation, molecular function: guanyl-nucleotide exchange factor activity; translation elongation factor activity. Lineage: Eukaryota; Metazoa; Arthropoda; Insecta; Diptera; Tephritidae. Bases 103 to 777 code for a protein of 224 amino acids. The record is from RefSeq and is a predicted model, not a curated record.
CAUUUGCGGUCUACUUCCGUUUGUCAAAUUUGUCAAAGCUUGCGGCACAAUUCGUACACUGGUGAUUUUUUCGUAUUAAAAUAUUUAAAAUAUACUUAAAAAAUGGCUUUCGGUGACGUCACUACCCCACAAGGUCUCAAGGAGUUGGAGAAAUUCCUUGCUGACAACAGCUACAUUAGCGGAUAUUCACCCAGCAAAGCCGAUACAUCAGUGUUCGAUGCUUUGGGCAAGGCACCAACAGGCAACUUCCCACAUGUACAACGUUGGUACCGCCACAUCGCUUCUUACGAGUCUGUCAAGCGUGCCGCCUGGGGCGGUUCCCCACUACCACAGGUAGCUGGUGCCAAGCCCACAGUUGCAGCUCCUGCUGCUGCUGCCGCUGCUGAUGAUGAUGAUGAUGUAGAUCUCUUCGGUUCCGACGACGAAGAGGAAGACGCAGAGGCUGCGCGCAUCCGUGAAGAACGCGUUGCCGCAUAUGCUGCUAAAAAAUCAAAGAAACCUGCGCUGAUUGCCAAGUCCUCAGUCUUGCUUGAUGUCAAGCCAUGGGAUGAUGAGACCGACAUGAAAGAAUUGGAGAACUGUGUGCGCACCAUUGAGAUGGACGGCCUUUUGUGGGGUGCCUCCAAGCUGGUGCCAGUCGGCUAUGGUAUUAACAAAUUGCAGAUCAUGUGCGUUAUUGAAGACGAAAAAGUAUCAAUCGAUUUGCUGACUGAAAAGAUUCAGGAAUUCGAAGAAUUCGUUCAGUCCGUUGAUAUCGCUGCCUUCAAUAAGAUCUAAUCAUGGAGAUUCUUACCUCUUUACAUUUAUAAAUUCCGUUUUUUAACUUUGGACUAAAAAUAAAGUGCACAACAGAGCAUAGCAA